Messenger RNA from Momordica charantia (bitter melon), 2213 nucleotides. NCBI's taxonomy places the organism in Eukaryota, Viridiplantae, Streptophyta, Magnoliopsida, Cucurbitales, Cucurbitaceae. The record is from RefSeq and is a predicted model, not a curated record.
UCUAGGGUUUUGUACUGUCUUUUAUACCGUCCGGCUUAGUUUUCUGUCUCAGCUCUCUUAUGCAAGCCUUUCUUGUGAUGAUAGAAAACGUGUUUACCCUCCUAUAUUUUCCCCCUCUCUUUGAUUAAAUGUUCUUCGUUCGUUUUUCAAUUUUGAGUCUCCAAUGAGUGAGUUUUCAUUAAUAAUGGCAGACGAAGUUCAGAAUGACGUGAACGAACAGGUGGCAGAUAUUGCCCCCUUUGAUCCAACUAAGAAGAAGAAGAAGAAGAAGGUUGUGCUUCAGGAUCCGGCUGAUGAGUCUGUUGACAAGUUAGCAGAGAAAACCGAAAGCUUGGCAGUUUCUGAAGGACUUGAGACUACGACCUUUUCUGGACUUAAAAAGAAGAAAAAACCAGUAGAGGCCAGCUCCUUGAAUGACGAUGGUGUAGAUGGCACGGAGGAUUUGGAUGAUCAAGCGGGGGAGAAUGAAGAACGAGAGGGGGUUGUUCUACAAUAUCGUUUUCCUUGGGAGGGAAGUGAUCGCGAUUAUGAAUAUGAGGAGCUUCUUGGACGGGUAUUCAACAUUCUUAGAGAAAAUAAUCCAGAACUUGCCGGGGAUAGGCGUAGAACAGUCAUGAGGCCUCCACAAGUUCUUCGUGAAGGCACAAAGAAAACUGUUUUUGUCAACUUCAUGGAUUUAUGUAAAACGAUGCAUCGGCAGCCAGACCAUGUCAUGGCUUUCUUAUUGGCUGAACUGGGAACCAGUGGAUCUCUUGAUGGACAGCAGAGAUUAGUUGUUAAAGGAAGGUUUGCACCAAAGAACUUUGAAGGAAUUCUGCGUCGAUAUGUCAAUGAAUAUGUGAUUUGUAUUGGGUGCAAGAGUCCAGACACUAUCCUUUCAAAGGAAAAUCGACUCUUCUUUCUCAGAUGUGAGAAGUGUGGUUCUGGACGAUCGGUUGCUCCAAUUAAAGCUGGUUUUGUUGCUCGUGUUGGGCGGAGGAACACUGGAACAUGAUUUUUACUUUGUCCUCUAUGUUGAAGCUCGUCGUUUUUGAGCAACAGAGGAUUUGGAUUGAGAUGGGAAAAAAGCGAUGAAGAAACAGAGAGUAGGUACCCUUUAUUUAUUCACUACUUGGCUUACUGAAUGUAAAGCUGCAGCCGUAUCGUAAUGCUAACUAAUGAAAUAUGUAUCGUAAUGCUAACUAAUGAAAUAUAUUGCAUUACGUGAUCCUUAAUCUCCCUUGUGUACUUGAAAAUUUGUCGUGUACUUGAAAAUUUGUCUAGUAAGACAUUGAAGGUGUCUGUCGGACCAGGUCCUAUCAAUUAUGGCAACUAAUCAGAUUUUAUAUGGGAUAUGGGAUAUCACGAGGCAGAAUGGUUUCUUUUAAGGCCAGGAAUCAUAAUGAAAAUGGUUAAGAAUGAAAUCAAUCGGCCUAGCUCAAAUUAAAUAAGAUAGGUAAAAAUUUGAAAACACCUUUUAAUUAUAAUAAAAGAUUUUUUUUCUUGGUUUAGCUCAAUUUUCUCAACAGUUAGCUUGCUAGGGGAUGUUUGGGAGUGGGGCCCACCAUGUCCUGCACUGAGCUACCUCCUCGAGUAGCACUACAGGAGGAAUACCCCAUCCACGAGAGGUAAGUAUUCACAAUGAAAACCACAUUAAGCUCUCCUUGUUUUCCUCCCUAUUUAAUUCUCUAACUUGAACGUUGGAGGAUGUCAGAGGAUGUUUGCCAGGCAUCUUACUAGUGUGCAGUCCAUUCCUAUUGGAAAACCCCAUCCGAGAACCGUCCCAUCAAACAAGUCAGCGAACCAGAUUUUGGCAUCAACAAUACUUGUUUUAUUUAAUGUUUCAUUUGAUUUGAUAAUUUUCAAAUGACUUAAAAGAUUUUACUAAACAAUGAGCACAAUGGUACAAUUAUGUUUGGUUGUCUAUUUUUAUAUUUGUUAUGGGUUUAUAUGUGACAUUAUACAUGGGCAAAACUCUGAGGGACAUGUGGGUUGAGGCCUCGAGUCCCAACCCACAAUGGCUCGGAGAAGGAGAGCCUUCCGGUCAUUGAUAACUCUCCAUAAGAGAGUAUUUUGUGGUAUAAAUUGGACAAAUUUGGUGUGUAAACGUAAGGAUCCUUGGUCAAUUAGCAAGAAAAGAGAAGCAUUUAGUGAAGUAGAUACUUAAGCUGUUUAAAAUCAUUAAUAUCCUUGAUUUGAAUAAAGUUGAUCUGAUAAUCUCAUUAUUUCGGUGU